UGUGAUAUGUUAGACAUUAUAGAACAUAUUAAACAAUUAGAGAAUCCAGAAGGUGGUAAAAUUCUGUCUAUAUACAUUUACACAUUUAGCGGCCCAAGUAAACUCUAUACAGACAGGAAGACAUAUGUAAAGCUUCGUGUUGCAAUCCAUUCAGGAUUGAACUGAGGUCCUGGGUUGCUGACAGUCUCCCCUUGUCUUCAGACAAACUAAGGAGUCUUUGUCAGUCCACAAAAACCACUGAAUUGUACAAGAUCCCUGUUUUUCAGGAGAAACAGUAGCAACAACAUAGAUUAAGGAAUUGGCUCCUACCAGUUAGCAUGUAGGGGCCGGACUGAAUUGAGCAGGGCUGGCUGGAGGUUGGAAAUCCAGCUGGAUAUUGCAACUCGGGGCCAGGAUCUGUCCAUUAGAACUGCAGGCUGGAAACGCAGUCUAGAGGCAGAAUGGUUCGUGCUUUCCUCAAAAAUCCCUGUUUUCCAAACAAGUUCCUGAAACGCUUUCCUCAAACAGGGCCCGCAGCCAGUUUUAACAAUUUGGUUGAUAAUAUAGGAUAAUUCUUCUUUUACCCAAAGAGUUGGUUUUCGCUGUCUACAAGUAUGUACAUGUAUUUGGCAAAACACACACACACACAAAAACAAACCUGGAUCCUACAGUACACACCACAGUGCCUAUGUAGUACCUCCUUUUUUUCAGCCAAGAACUUUGCCCUUCUCCCUCAGGCCUUGUGAAUUAGAAAAUGUUUGCCGUUAUAGCGAUCAGUGACAUUCCGAGAUGUAGCCGUUGCCUUCUCCCAAGAAGAGUGGGGAUUCCUAGACCCCGCUAAAGAGAGAACUGUACACAGCUGUGAUGUCGGAGACUUACCAGAACCUGGUCUGGCUGGAGAGCAAGUCAACAUGGGAGAGCAAGGAAUUGUCUUUAAGGAAGACAAUGAAAGAGGAAACAUACCAACAUGAAACAGCGACAGAAAAAAAAAAAAAGCACAUGUAGAAAAUACAGAAAAACCUCCUGCACCAUGACGCAUCUCAUCGUCCGUCAGAAAAUCCUUAGGGAACAGAAACACUGCCGGUGCUACGAGCGUGGGAAGUCCUUCCGCCGCCGCUCGACGCGCAUCCAGCAUCCAAGGAUCCACACAGGAGAGGGACCCUAUCAGUGCGGCGAGUGCAGCAAAACCUUCCACAAGAGGGCCCACCUCACCCAGCACCAGCGCUUCCACACGGGCAAGAAGCCCUACACCUGUGGACGGCAGACGGGCCUUCAGCCAGAUGACCCACCUCUCUCAGCAUCAGAGCACCCAUGCCAGAGGCGACGAGUACAGAAGGCCUUCAGGUGCCCCUCAGCCCUGGUCAACCAGCAGAGAAUCCACAGCGGGGAGAAGCCCUAUGAGUGGAAGGCCUGUGGCAGAGCCUUCACCCCGAGCGCCCAGCUCAUCAGGCACCGGAAGAGUCACUCCGGAGAAAAGCCCUACGGAUGCAGCAAGUGUACGAAAUCCUUCGUCCGUCCGUCUACCCUGAUGGAGCAUUAGAGAAUUCACACCAGAGAAAAGCCCUAUCAGUGUGAGGACUGUCAGAAGGCCUUCUGGCGCGUUGCGCAGCUAACUCAGCACAGGAGGGUUCCUACUGGUGAGAAACCCUACACGUGUGAGGACUGUGCACAGGGCCUUUACCUGGAGGUCCCCUUCCGUCCUUCACAGGAGCAGUCACAUGGGAGAGACACCCUACGAAUGUCAUGUGUGUGGGAAAACCUUCUGUAGCCACUCUUCACUGGUUGAGCAUGACAGGACUCACAGUGGAGUGAAACCUUCCGGAUGCCACAGGUGUGGGAAGGCCUCUAACACCUCCUCCUCGACUCUGUCAGCAUAAGAGAAUUCAUACCGGGGAAAAGCCCUUUGGUUGCCACGACUGUGGGAUAUCCUUCAGGUGCACAUCACACCUUACUCGACAUCAGCGAAUUCCUACGGGAGAAUAUUGACAAAAGCCAACAGGACUUGAAAAUGUUACUAUUCCAGUAUUUAAGCAUCAGUCCAGGUCUUGGGAACAAGCAGCCUCAAUUGACUCUGACUCUCUAAAGCAGUUUAUUCUCAAGGUCUCAAGAGCUCAUUGAAAAAUAGAUAACCCACAAGGACCUACUUUA
Messenger RNA from Physeter macrocephalus (sperm whale), 2127 nucleotides. RefSeq names its product zinc finger and SCAN domain-containing protein 22-like. The coding region runs from base 947 to 1519 and encodes 190 amino acids. Gene Ontology annotation, biological process: regulation of transcription by RNA polymerase II. The record is from RefSeq and is a predicted model, not a curated record. Gene Ontology annotation, cellular component: nucleus. The transcript is spliced from 2 exons. NCBI's taxonomy places the organism in Eukaryota, Metazoa, Chordata, Mammalia, Artiodactyla, Physeteridae. Gene Ontology annotation, molecular function: DNA-binding transcription factor activity, RNA polymerase II-specific; RNA polymerase II cis-regulatory region sequence-specific DNA binding.